UUCAAUGAAUGAAACUAUUAAUGAAAUAAUUUCAAAAAUCCAGGAAGUUGAUGGUGACAUUGAAACUAUUUCUGAAGAUUUAGAAGCAUAUUAUCAGAAAUUAAAUGAAUUGAAAAGACGUAUUAAAAAUAUCGUAGAUGAGGAAUUUCGUGAUUUUUGUACAAAUAUUGGAAUAAUGGAUAUUGAGCAGUAUGAAAAGGGAGGUCUACAAGAACAGCGGAAAAGAGAACAAACUAAGCUUGACCGACAGAAAGAAAUUGAUAAAAUGUUAAACAAAUUGGAAUACAUGAAACAACAAGAUCGAACUACCGUUAAUGUAGAUCGUCUUACUAAGGUUGUUGAAAACUACUUCAAUAAAUUAACAAGAUGUGAAAUGGAAUGGAAUAAAACGAAAACACAAUUUUUGAGAUUGGAUAGCCUGCUUAAGGGUAAUGAGCUACUUAUUGUAGAGAAACAAACAGCAAUAAAAACAGCCAAGGAUAAACUGCACGAGGCAGAACAGCAACUAAAGGAGAUAUCAGAGACCUACUUAACUUUGCAGUCAAGUACUAAAAAAUUAGAUAAUGAUCUAUUGAAGCUAAAAAAUAAUCGACACAAAGUAUUCAUGGACUGUAAGGUACAAACUGCCAAAAAGUUGUGUAUUUGCUGUACUAUCAGGAAUUCUAAAAUGAUGUCAUCGGCUAAUGACGAAUGAGAGUUUGUGCCGUGAGGGACUUCCGUUUUAUCAUCAGUUUUAUUUCGUAGAAUCAAGGGAGCAUAAUGUGGACGAGGUGGCUGAGCGAAAUGCAUUGUGCGAUAAUGACAAGUUCAUAACUUGCUAUUAAACUUUGUUUUAUUUAUCCAUUAUCAAAUUACGAAUGGAACUAGUAAUUGAUUUA
Messenger RNA from Ctenocephalides felis (cat flea), 878 nucleotides. RefSeq lists its product as uncharacterized. Gene Ontology annotation, cellular component: cohesin complex; nucleus. Lineage: Eukaryota; Metazoa; Arthropoda; Insecta; Siphonaptera; Pulicidae. The coding region runs from base 5 to 694 and encodes 229 amino acids. Gene Ontology annotation, molecular function: DNA binding. Gene Ontology annotation, biological process: sister chromatid cohesion. The transcript is spliced from 5 exons. The record is from RefSeq and is a predicted model, not a curated record.